AUGAAAUCAAGGCGGGAUUCAACCUUGUCGGCGUGGUCAUUCGUACUAGUCGCCUUCGUCAUUCUGGGAACCAUAUCAGCGGCCCUCGCGGCCGCAUCAAAUCCGCAGGCCUCCUCAUCGCCAUCACCAGAUGUCGAGCUGAUAUGCCACACCGACAACCCGGCGGAAUGUUACCCAAAGGUCUUCCAGGCCACGGAUCAGUUUCAAAAGGUCCACGACGACCAGGACCUCCCCUCGGGCUUACACGUCCGACUCAACGUCUGGACGGGCGAGAAAGAAGCAAAGAUCAAUGUACCGGACGAGAUAGAUCCCAGCCUAGAAGGGCUCCCCACCGACCAGUCCGUGGUCCUCGUGGACCCCGAGCCGGCGGCCGAGGAGCAAGCCGCGCCGCCCAAAUAUCCGCCCGGCGCCCCGGCGUACGACCCCGUCGGCAAGGUCAAGCCGCCGACGGACGAGUCUGCCGUCUUCCACAGCGCCCUCAAAGUCAUCAGGAAGGGCGCCUUCCGGCCGCACUAUCUCGGGUUGGCCGACGAGAACGGCACGACUUUUGACGAUGCGCUCGAGGGCAUCCAGGAGCUCUCGCACGACCUCUACUACGGCCUCAAGCUGGCCGAGGACGCCGAGGCGUUCGCGGCGCUUCUCUGCGCCAUGAGCUACGACAGCCCGAGCAUGCACGAGACUCGAGACGACACUGUCGACGCUUCUGUCGGGGCGGAACGAGCGGCGAGUCGGUCGCACAAGGCGGCGACGGUAGUCGCGGCCGCCCUGCAAAACAACCCGAAUGCGCUGAAGGCGGUGGAAAAGGCCUGGGACUCCACCAAGCUUGCCAUGUGCAGGAAGGGCGAGGGGCAGAAUCUGAAGGCCGUGCUUUUCAGCAGUCUGGUGGACGACGAGUCGAGCACGCCAGACGUCGGGCUGCUCAAAGCCAAGCUCGCCGCCAUCACCGGUCUGCUCAAGAGCGAUAUGUUCAAGGACGAGUUCCUGGCCUCAUCUGGCAUGGACCAGAUCCUCCGCGUCCUCGUGAUCAAGGAUACAGAGACGUCCAAGUAUGACGUUGUGCGGCGGAGAGCUGCCAACCUGGUCAUGGACAACUUUCUGGACGAGAGCAUGGGCGCGACGCUUGGCAAGUGGCCCAACCAGCCGGAACAAGCCGUGGCCAGAGGUGAAAAGGGCAGUGUGCCGGUGAGAGAUGCCUAUUUUGAUCACCAUAUCAGGUCGUUGGCGCAUGCCAAUAGGAAAGACGACGGUCACUGGAGUGUCGAGCUGUGGACGAUGAUCCAGACGCAGCGGGAAGCUGGCGCCAGGAAUCCCAAGGCGAGGAUCCACGAGGAGCUGUAG
Molecule: messenger RNA, 1338 nt
Organism: Thyridium curvatum
Lineage: Eukaryota; Fungi; Ascomycota; Sordariomycetes; Thyridiales; Thyridiaceae
Exons: 1
Coding region: 1-1338 (445 amino acids)
Cellular component (GO): endoplasmic reticulum
Molecular function (GO): adenyl-nucleotide exchange factor activity
Source: RefSeq, a predicted model, not a curated record